AUGGCUCGAUCGGUGAAGACGGCAGUGAUCGGAGCCGGACCUGGUGGUUUGGUCGCCGCCCGGGAGCUCCGCCGCGAGGGCCACGAGGUCACCGUCUUCGAGAAGUCCACCCGCGUUGGCGGUACUUGGGUCUACGAUCCCACCACCGACUCCGAUCGGGUGGCCGUCCAUGGGAGCUUAUACCGCUGGCUGCACACCAAUCUCCCUCGCCAGCUGAUGGGUUUCUUCGAUUACCCAUUUCCUCGGCCAUCGGAGAGCUUCGUCGAUCCCUGGGCGUUCCCGGCGCAUGAGGAAGUGCUUGCUUUCCUUGAGGGUUUCGCGAGGGAUUUUGGGGUUUUGGAGAUGGUUCGGUUUGGUGCGGAGGUGGUUAGGGUUUGGUUGGAGGGGGACAGCGGCGAGUGGAGCGUGGAGUGGAGGAAUGAGGAUGGAUCGGUGGCGGAGGAAAGGUUUGAGGCGGUGGUGGUCGCUAACGGGCAUUUUUCCGUGCCGAGGAUCCCUGAGAUUCCGGGUGAGUUGCAAAGAUGUUCUUGA
Dioscorea cayenensis subsp. rotundata (Guinea yam) is the source of this 531-nucleotide messenger RNA. Its product is annotated as flavin-containing monooxygenase FMO GS-OX5-like. The record is from RefSeq and is a predicted model, not a curated record. The transcript has a single exon. Lineage: Eukaryota; Viridiplantae; Streptophyta; Magnoliopsida; Dioscoreales; Dioscoreaceae. Gene Ontology annotation, molecular function: NADP binding; N,N-dimethylaniline monooxygenase activity; flavin adenine dinucleotide binding. Bases 1 to 531 code for a protein of 176 amino acids.